Oncorhynchus kisutch (coho salmon) is the source of this 7109-nucleotide messenger RNA. RefSeq names its product copine-8. Gene Ontology annotation, biological process: cellular response to calcium ion. The record is from RefSeq and is a predicted model, not a curated record. The transcript is spliced from 22 exons. Gene Ontology annotation, molecular function: calcium-dependent phospholipid binding. The coding region runs from base 344 to 1924 and encodes 526 amino acids. Lineage: Eukaryota; Metazoa; Chordata; Actinopteri; Salmoniformes; Salmonidae. Gene Ontology annotation, cellular component: plasma membrane.
CACUCCACCGCUAGUAGCCUACUCGGAGCAUUCAUCUUCGUUCCGUCCACAUGCAUUCGUUCUCGUUUCACUAAAGGAGGUGUAGUUUGUCCGAUUGCUACUGCUAAAAGGGGUUGGACAAAAAUAUUUUCCAUCUUGAACAAUUGCAAUAGCUUCGCAACAUGGCGUCAAUAGGAGAUUUCGACCCGCUCAAUGCUUCCAUCCCUGCCACCAAAGUUGAAAUCACAGUGUCUUGCAGAAAUCUGCUGGACAUGGACACCUUUUCCAAAUCCGAUCCAAGCCUUUUGUCUGCUUGUCUGCUUUUUCUGCCUGUCUUGACAUUCUUAUAUUCCACUAGCCUUGCAUGAAUUUCUUAUGCGUUCUGUACACACAAGGCAUCAGCAAUAAGGAGUGGAGAGAGUUUGGAAGGACAGAGGUGAUUGAAAACACUCUCAACCCAGAGUUUGUUCGUAAAUUCAUCUUGGAUUAUUUCUUUGAGGAACGACAGAAUCUGAGAUUUGACCUGUACGACGUCGACUCAAAGAGCGCCAACCUGUCGAAACAUGACUUCCUUGGCCAGGCGUUCUGUACGUUGGGAGAGGUGGUGGGAUCGCUGGGAAGCCGCAUGAAGAAACCUCUCGUGGGCCUUCCUGGAAAGAAGUGUGGAAACAUCAUUGUUAAGGCAGAAGAGAUGGGAAACUGCAGGGAGUCGGUGAUGAUGCAGUUCUGUGGGAAUAAACUGGACAAGAAAGAUUUCUUCGGCAAGUCAGACCCUUUCCUCGUCUUCUACCGCAGCAAUGAAGAUGGAACGUUCACAACCUGCCAUAAGACAGAGGUGGUGAAGAACACACUAAACCCAGUGUGGCAGGCCUUCAAGAUACCCGUCAGAGCACUCUGCAACGGAGACUACGACAGAACGAUCAAGAUAGAAUGCUACGACUGGGACAGAGAUGGAAGCCAUGACUUCAUAGGAGAGUUCACUACCAGCUACAGAGAGCUAUCCAGAGGCCAGUCCCAGUUCAAUGUGUAUGAGGUUGUAAAUCCAAAGAAGAAAGGAAAAAAGAAAAAAUACCUCAACUCUGGAACGGUAACACUGCUCUCAUUCCUGGUGGAUAUAGAGGUCACCUUCCUCGACUACAUCAAAGGAGGAGUGGGCCAGGGCGGGACCCAGAUUAAUUUCACAGUGGCGAUUGAUUUCACCGCUUCAAACGGCAACCCAACCCAGCCCACCUCCCUUCACUACAUGAGUCCCUACCAGAUGAAUGCCUACGCCAUGGCCAUGAAGGCUGUAGGGGAGAUCAUCCAGGACUACGACAGUGAUAAGAUGUUCCCUGCUUUGGGCUUCGGAGCCAAGCUUCCCCCUGACGGACGGGUCUCACAUGAGUUCGCCCUGAAUGGCAACCCCCAAAACCCAUACUGUGCAGGUAUAGAUGGAGUGAUGGAGGCAUAUUACCAGAGCCUGAAGUCUGUCUGCCUCUACGGCCCAACCAACUUCUCCCCUGUCAUCAACCACGUGGCCAGGUAUGCUGCGUCAGUGAAGGAUGGCUCUCAGUACUUCAUCCUCCUCAUCAUCACAGAUGGAGUCAUCUCAGACAUGGCCCAGACCAAGGAGUCCAUCGUCAACGCUUCGUGUCUUCCAAUGUCGAUUAUCAUCGUAGGGGUGGGACCAGCAGAAUUUGAUGCGAUGAUUGAGUUGGACGGGGAUGAAGUGAGGAUCUCGUCGAAGGGAAGAUAUGCAGAGAGGGACAUUGUUCAGUUUGUCCCAUUCAGAGACUACACCGACCGGACAGGCAACCACAUCCUGAGUAUGGCCCGUCUAGCCAAGGAUGUCCUGGCUGAGAUCCCUGACCAGUUCCUCUCCUACAUGAGGAUCAGAGGCAUCAAGCCCUCGCCCGCACCCCCUCCAUACACCCCCCCAGGACACCCCCUGCAGACGCAGAUCUGAAGGGUGCGGAGAUGCCCCCUGGUCCCGAACAAAACCUCUUCAAAUAUGUAUUUGUCUCUCUCCUCUCUGCAUCACUCGCUCAGUGAUAGGAGAGGCCUUCUUGGCUUUCUCGCUCUCUCUCAUUGCACUAAUGGAGGCUGACUGACUGGCAGGGUUCUAGAAGUUUUUACUGAGCGGUUCUAAAGGGUUCUACUUUGGAACAGGCGGAUGGAGUCAACAGGGGCAUGUUUACUUUCAUUGUCAAACGUUCCUCUGUUUGGACUUCGUGUAUAUCGGCCAAUGGAGACACUCUCUGGGACACACCCGGGAAGAUGGACAGAGUCUGGUCUUCCCAACUCACCUGGCAAGGAAUGAAGGAUUUAAGGAAAGAAUGAAAGGAAGAAGGAAGGAUGACAGGAGGAUAGGAAGGAAGUUCCUGGGGACUGGCCUUUUUCAGGAGCAGAGUGGUGAAAGGGUUCUAUAGUCUGGAUGUGGUAUCACUUGACUGUUGUAAAUAACUGGAAAUAUAUUUCUAUCUCUCUCUACUCUGUCUCUCUAUUCUUCCAACUCUCACUCAAUGUUUACAGUACAUGUUAAUGAUAAUGAGUUUUACCAUUGGACGCUUGUAUAAUAUACAGUACAAGUCAAAAGUUUGGACACAUCUACUCAUUCAAGGGUUUUUCUUUAUUUUGACUAUUUUCUACAUUGUAGAAUAAUAGUGAAGACGUCAAAACAAUGAAAUACACAUAUGGAAUCAUGUAGUAACCAAAAAAAGUGUUAAACAAAUCAAAAUAUAUUUGAGAUUCUUCAAAGUAGCCACCCUUUUCCUUGAUGGCAGCUUUUCACACUCUUGGCAUUCACUCAACUAGCUUCAUUUGUUGGCUGCUUUUCCUUCACUCUGCGGUUGAACUCAUCCCAAACCAUCUCAAUUGUGUUAAGGCUGGGUGAUUGUGGAGGCCAGGUCAUCUGAUGCAGCACUCCAUCACUCUCCUUCUUGGUCAAAUAGCCGUUACACAGCCUGUUGGUGUGUUGUGUCAUUGUCCUGUUGAAAAACAAAUGAUAGUCCCACUAAGCGCAAACCAGAAGGGAUGGAGUAUCGCUGCAGAAUGCUGUGGUAGCCAUGCUGUUUAAGUGUGCCUUGAAUUCCAAACAAAUCACUGACAGUGUCACCAGUAAAGCACCAAAAGCACCAUCACAGCACAUCCUCCACGCUUCAUGGUGGGAACCACACAUGCGGAGAUCCUCCGUUCACCUACUCUGCGUCUCACAAAGACACAGCGGUUGGAACUAAAAAUCUCCCAUUUGGACUCAUCGGACCAAAGGACAGAUUUCCACGGGUCUAAUGUCCAUUGCUCAUGUUUCUUGGCCCAAGCAAGUCUCUUCUUAUUAUUGGUGUCCUUUAGUAAUGGUUUCUUUGCAGCAAUUCAACCAUGAAGGCCUGAUUCAUGCAGUGUUCUCUGAACAGUUGAUGUUGAUUUGUCUGUUACUUGAACUCUGUGAAGCAUUUAUUUGGGAUGCAAUAUCUGAGGCUGGCAAUUAAUGAACUUAUCUGGGUCUUCCUUUCCUGUGAUGGUCCUCAUGAGAGCCAGUUUCAUCAUGGCGCUUGAUGGUUUUUGCGACUGCAUUUGAAGAAACUUUCAAAUUUCUUGAAAUGUUCCGUAUUGACUGACCUUAAUUUCUUAAAGUAAUGAUGGACUGUGGUUUCUCUUUGCUUAUUUGAGCUGGGCUUGGUGUUUUACCCAAUAGGGCUAAUUCCAUAUACCACACCUACCUUGUAACAACACAACUGAUUGGCUCAAGCGCAUUAAGAUGGAAAGAAAUUCCACAAAUUAACAAGGCACACCUGUUAAUUGAAAUGCAUUCCAGGUGACUACCUCAUGAAGCUGGUUGAGAGAAUGCCAAGAGUGUGCAAAGCUGUCAUCAAGGCAAAUGGUGGCUACUUUGAAGAAUCUCAAAUAUAAAAUAUAUUGUGGCAAUUUGUUUAACAUUUUUUUGGUUACUACAUGAUUCCAUAUGUGUUAUCUCAUAGUUUUGAUGUCUUCUAUUAUUCUACAAUUUAGAAAAUAGUAAAAAUAAAGGAAAACCCUUGAACGAGUAGGUGUGUCCAAACUUUCGACUGAUACUGUACAUACUUCUUUGGAAUAUCAAUCAAUAUUCUCUCUCUUUAUCUCUCAGCGUGUUGUCUUUGCCAGGGGAGUCAGGUUGAGGUUGCAACAGUGCAGGUCCAAGUAGCCACUGUACUAUACAAUGUUGUCCCUUUGCAUGAGUGUAGCGUCAGAGCAUGCAUUGUGGUCCUACACUUCCCUGCCUGUCACUGCUCUCAGGCUUUGGGGUUAAAUGUUUGUUGUUGAAGCGCAUUCUGCUCCUUUCUAAACUGCCUUGGCGAUAGGGUGCCCAUGCCAGCCACGCUGCGAGUGCCCACGGGUUUUCUCACUGUGCCGAGAACAACAGUGACUCAACCAACAUCAUAUUCUCUUCCAAAUCCAUUUAAAUAACAACAGAUGCUCUCAGAUCCAGUUUGAGACAACAGCAGAAGCCCAGUAGUCAAAAACAGUUACAAAAAUGAUUUCCUUCUGUUUGGUUCUUGUUCUUUUUGUAUUAUUAUUACAUUUGUCAUUUAGACUUACAGGAGCAGUUUCGGGUUAAGUGCCUUGCUCAAGGGCACUUGGGCAGAUUUUUUUCUUCUCAACUAGUCGGCUCGGAAUUCGAACCAGCGACCUUUCAAUUACUGACCCCAACACUCUUAACCACUUGGUUAUUGCCUUGGAAGUUGAUAUUCUUAAGUAGAUUGUUUUAAGUUGCCUUGUUACGGUAACUUUAUUGUUUUGAGUUGUGCCAAUCAUUAUGUCAUAUUAUUUAUUUGUUAUAGUGUUAAGCCCCGAGUGUGUUGGCCGUAGAUGAUGGUGUCUGGCGGUUGUCAUGACAACUUGUUCUUCCUAAAUGUAAUUCUCAUCCAAUAAUCCCAAUUAACAAUGCCCACUGAGGGCUAGGAGUUUUACCUCACCUAGGAAAAACUCCUGGCCCGUAGCCAUUAUACCCAGUCAACCCACUCUUACAGCCAGGGUAUCCUCUUCAAUCUGCUGUCUUAAUGGGCUUGGAGUUUAUAUCAACUGCCUUUUUAAUUAUUAAUCAUAUUAAUAAUUAUUAUCAUAAUAUAGCUAUUAGCUACUGCUUGUAUGGAGGUGGUGUGUAAUUGAUAACUUGAUUGGUUACAUGUCAAUAUCCCUUAUCAAACUGACAUUCCAACACUACAUUUAUGUAUUUCGCAGUUGUUGCCAUUUUCAUGUGUGUGCCACUGUCGGUCUGUUGCCAUAUCGUUACUGAUAGACCGAUGCCCUUUGCCACAAUUCAACCACAUAACAACUCCUCUCUUUUCUGUGUAAUUCCUCCUCUUGUUUCACUGCAGCUCAGUGGACGCAGCCUUACAGAUUACAAUAGACUGUGUUUUAAUGCUUUAAAUAGGAUUGACUCCAAGCCAAUAAUAUUUGGCAUAGCAGUAAGAGGGGGGUGAGAGAGGGGGAUACAGCCCAGUGGGUUAUGUCAUUGGAGGGUCGUUCCAUGUAAUUUUGUUGUUCUAUGUCAAUGUUAAAGGGAUAGUUCGCCCAAAUUACAAAAUUACAUAUUGGUUUCCUGAAAGCAGUCUAUGAACAAAAGUACGAACCAUUCUUUGGUUUUGUUUACUUGGCCACUGUUUUUUGAAUUCUAACUUUUUAGCAUUUGUCACACAAUCCAAUGCAAGUCAAUGGUACCUAUAUUAGCAUUUUCAUUGCUUCAUAUGCAAAUCAUCUCAAGUAACAUACUUGAUUUUAACAUGAAGUGUAAAAAUGCCACUAUGUGUCCUCUUUCUGGUGUCUUUUUGAGGUGGAACGACCCGGGUCAGAAGUAGACAACCAGGUCAACCCGCUGAUUUAGUCAGAGGAGUACAGGCAUUUAGUGCUACAUGCCUGAGUCGACACAGUGCCACACCUAUACAGGGAGAUGUUGGCUAGCCUAGAGAGAGAAUAACCUCACACGGUAUAUUCAACAUGGCAGUCUGCAGUUUUAACCCACGUACUUUACACAACAUAUAUUUGAUGAGAAACUCUGCCUUGUUUAAAACAUUUUUUUUAGAGACAUACAGUAGACACAAACUGUCUUUCCAACCUUUCUUGUCUCUCUCACAACUUUCAGUAAUGUCUUCUUUCAUCGUGUUUUUCUCACACAUUUGAAAGCCUUCCAUAAUUGCCUCCUCUGCAUCUGUAGUUGUGGCUUGUCUUGAGUCUUUAUAUCAUAAGAAACCUUAGCGAAAUCCAUAUAGUGUAGCCAAAUCCAUAUGAGGCACCGCAUGGCUCGUCAAAAGAAAUGCACUAUGUGGGGAAUAGCUAGUGUGUUAUUUGAAACCCAGCUUGUCUGUGCUGCAGUCUUCCACUGGGCUUGUAGCAGAGCAGGAGGUAUCAUUAGGACUUUGGGUCACAGUCUAGAGCUCGUUAUAGGCUCCCAUUAACCACCCACAGGCUACUGACACAGUGUGGACACACACACACACGUGUGCCCGUGCAUACACACACACACGACCACGCAGACACACAUACAGCUGAGAUCAUGUUCAACAUCAAGGACUACGGACGUUGUCAUUUUUUGCGCUUUCUCUUUUUACACUACUGUAGAAAGGAUCAUUCUUUUCUUUCACUGCUUUGCUAGUGCCACAACACUUGCCAUCUGCUUGCCAAGCCGUGUGUGUGUGUGUGUGUGUGUGUGUGUGUGUGUGUGUGUGUGUGUGUGUGUGUGUGUACGCGUGCCGCCAGAGUUUUUAAUAGAGCAUGUGAGUUCACACACGUGAUCUUUGUUUACUAAAGAUAUCCAAGAUAUCCGUGCACUAUGUUUGCAUGUACAGUUUUACAUGAGAUGCACCAGUUCUUUUGUUGUAAUUGAGUGUUUUGGAAAAAGAAAAUCUAUGAAAAUAACUAUACAAAAUGGCCUUAAAAAAAUUCACUGAUUUCUUGGAAUUUGUGCGAUGCCUUCAGAUAUUGACUUGUUCUCUCUUUUUGUGUCCGUGUACAAUGUUUUCUUUGCAUAACUUCAUUUAUGGGGAAAACAAUUUUAGGACUCCGUGGUCAAUCAGAUGAAAGCCUGACUGAAGUUCUGAUUGUCUGGUAAUCCAUAUUAUAGAUGACUAUUUCUGAAUCAAACUACUGAUUUUUAAAUAAAGAUUCUUACUUAACACUAA